Messenger RNA from Aspergillus fijiensis CBS 313.89, 856 nucleotides. RefSeq lists its product as uncharacterized. The record is from RefSeq and is a predicted model, not a curated record. Bases 67 to 759 code for a protein of 230 amino acids. The transcript has 5 exons. Lineage: Eukaryota; Fungi; Ascomycota; Eurotiomycetes; Eurotiales; Aspergillaceae.
UGACAAGUGGAAGCAGGAAUCAAGCACCGGUCAUUAUACUUACUUUUCUGCAUCCAGAUUCUCCGAAUGAUCUACCAUAAUACGCUACUCGGAGCACUAGCUACUUUGGCCAUCGCCGUCGAGCCGACUGCAUUGUACAACGGAGGCUGCAAUUCUGCUAUCGAUGUGAAGCUUCGCAUUUGGAAUGGCGGUGGUGGGCAAAGUGGAUUUAUUGAGGCCCUUGCAGAUGAUUUCAUCAAGGCGAGCAUGGAAACCGGUUCUGCACCAUUCAAGGUCGCCUGGUACAAGAGUGACACAACAUCGCUUGCCAUCCGACAGAGCGUGGCCAAGGGCCCUGCCUGGUACGCCUGGCGCGACCACUUUCUGCUGGUUGACCCUCACUCCAACCCAGUUCGACUGAACAAGACCGACGACAUCUUGACCAUGUUCUCCAGCCUCUACACCGCGGCCAAGAACGGCGGCGCCCCUGUUGGUACCAUGUUCCUCUCACGGUAUGACAAGUCCGCCACCAACAUCAAGGAAUCCGACCUCUGGAUUGGCAUUGAACAGGUUCCAUGGACGACGACAUACUCCACGUGGUACCGUCAGUACAUCGCUUAUUUUGGGGCCGCAAACGCCAAGAUGGCGGACAGGUUUGCCCAGUGGGUUACAAGCAGUGAAGGACAGGCUAUUAUAACUGGGCUCAAGAAGAACGGACAGCAGCUGUACACGGGUGUCCUGGCUAAUAAGACUGCCCAUUUUGAAGACCUUUGCCGAUGAAGGGAGUACUUAGAAGGGUUUAUACAUGAUUAAUCAAUCAAGCCAGUAGUCGUGAGAAUAGACGCUCAGACUGUUCUGGAUCAUUCACUGCAUCCAG